Molecule: messenger RNA, 1161 nt
Organism: Danio rerio (zebrafish)
Lineage: Eukaryota; Metazoa; Chordata; Actinopteri; Cypriniformes; Danionidae
Source: RefSeq, a predicted model, not a curated record
UCAUCAAUCUCCGCCAUAUUGAAUAAGGAAAUAAGAGUGGAAGAGGAGGAACGUCCCGCCCGGAUGCAUGUAAACAUCCACGUCAACAGAAAGGAUAUUAAUGAAACGCUCAUAAAGGCACGAGACAACACGUAUAUUGUCAUUCUAGACUCUGACGGAUGUAUAAUUAAAAGACUGCUGAACACGGUGGUGUUUUUGGCUCGUGCGAACAAUGACUUCACUAACGCAGAGAAACUCGGGCCUGGUGCAGAGACGGACCGAGGCCUCGCGUAACGCCGCCGCCGCCGAUAAGGAGAAGAUCGACGGCGAGGAUGAGUUCGAGUCUCGCCGCGGGGAGGAGGAGGACGAAGACAAGGGAGACUCCAAAGAGACACGGCUGACUUUGAUGGAGGAAGUCUUGCUGCUCGGACUGAAGGAUCGAGAGGGUUACACAUCAUUCUGGAAUGAUUGCAUAUCGUCUGGUCUGAGAGGGUGUAUGCUCAUUGAGCUAGCCAUAAGAGGACGCCUGCAACUGGAGGCUUCUGGCAUGAGGAGAAAAAGCUUGCUGACCAGAAAGGUAUUGUGUAAAUCGGAUGCCCCAACAGGAGACAUGCUGCUGGAUGAGGCACUGAAACAUGUUAAAGAAACUCAACCUCCAGAGACAGUCCAGAGCUGGGUUGAGUUGUUAAGUGGUGAAACUUGGAAUCCGUUGAAGCUGCACUACCAGUUACGAAACGUGCGCGAGCGCUUGGCUAAGAACUUGGUGGAGAAGGGUGUCCUUACCACAGAGAAGCAAAACUUCCUGCUCUUCGACAUGACCACCCACCCGCUCACCAACAACACCGUCAAGCAGCGGCUGGUGCGCAAGGUCCAGGAGGCCGUUCUAGAGAAAUGGGUGAACGAGCCCCAGCGGAUGGAUAAGCGUAUACUAGCGCUGCUGUUCCUGGCACAUUCCUCUGACGUCCUGGAGAACGCCUUCGCUCCUCUACUCGACGACCAGUACGAUCUGGCCAUGAAGAGGGUGCGGAUGCUGCUGGAUCUGGAACCUGAGGUCGAAGCUGCCAAGUCGGGCGCCAACGAGCUGCUGUGGGCUGUGGUGGCCGCUUUCACCAAAUGAGCCUCCAGAGGAGAGAGAAAGAGACUCAACUUUGUGCUCAUGGCAUUGGACUCAGACCACUGGUC